This is a messenger RNA of Hyposmocoma kahamanoa, 1190 nucleotides long. RefSeq lists its product as uncharacterized. The record is from RefSeq and is a predicted model, not a curated record. Gene Ontology annotation, biological process: carbohydrate metabolic process. Bases 1 to 1140 code for a protein of 379 amino acids. Lineage: Eukaryota; Metazoa; Arthropoda; Insecta; Lepidoptera; Cosmopterigidae. The transcript is spliced from 6 exons.
AUGAAGCGGUUUAUAAUUUUAUUGGUCAUGUCUACGGCUCGUUCUAGAGAAUUACCUCUAGCUGAAGAAUGUGUGGAAAGUUUCUGCAAGCCACCGAAUUGUAGAUGCUCUUCGACUAAUAUUCCCGGUAAUUUAGCUCCUAGAGACACGCCACAGUUCGUCAUCGUCAGUUUUUCGGAUGCCAUCAACAUUGUCAACAUUGGUACUUAUCGACAAGUAUUGUAUGGAAGAAGAAACAGUAACGGCUGUAAUGCAGGAGCUACCUUCUUCGUUACCCACGAGAAUAACAAUUACCAGCUCGUCAACGAACUUCAUAAUCAAGGAUUCGAAAUCGCUUUGCAUUCAAUCACGAAAUCUAUACCUCAAUCUUAUUGGGCAGAAGCAACGUAUGAUAUAUAUUAUAAAGAAUUUGCUGAACAAAUUUUUCAAAUGACUGCUUUCGCUAACGUGUCUCGAAGUGCUAUCAAAGGUAUGAGAAUCCCAUUCCUACAGAUGGGUGGCAAUGCAAGCUUUGAACUAGCCCUCGAUUUAGACUUAUACGACAAUACAUGGCAAACGAAUGCAUUCACUGGUCCAGGUCUUUGGCCUUAUACGUUGGAUUUCGCGUCGAUUCAAGAAUGCAUCAAUCCCCCUUGUCCUACUGCGUGUCUACCUGGUGCUUGGGUACUGCCUUUGAUUUCUUGGAGGGACUUGACUGGAUCACCUUGCACUGUUGUUGAUGCUUGUUAUAGUAGUCCAGACCAAGAUGAUGAAGAUAGUUGGUAUGGAUUCAUGCUUUCAAACUUUGAGAGACACUAUCUGGGGAACCGAGCACCAUUCAACAUUUACAUCCAAGAAUCGUAUGUCAACUCAUUUCCGGCCAUAAAAAGAGCCUUUACAAGAUUUUUAGACUUGAUCAACAACUUACAUGAUGUUUUCCAAGUAAAUUCAUACGAAGUAAUUAAAUGGGUAAAAAAUCCAUUACCGCUCAAUGAGUACAGAGAGAAGCCAUGCCAAGAACCUUUUGCUCCGAUUGAUUGUACAGCGACUCAAUGUGGACCUUUGGCGGCUGAACACAAUGGAAAUGAGUACUGGAUGAAAAUUUGUACCGAUCUCUGUCCAACAAGUUACCCCUGGUAUGGAAAUCCUUUGGGGGCAUGAACUUUAAAGAUGUAGCUUACCUUAACUUACAAGAUUUAACUUACCCGAAC